Molecule: messenger RNA, 5659 nt
Organism: Pimephales promelas (fathead minnow)
Lineage: Eukaryota; Metazoa; Chordata; Actinopteri; Cypriniformes; Leuciscidae
Source: RefSeq, a predicted model, not a curated record
UUUUCCUGAAGUUCAGUUCCCCGUCUGCUUUAAUUAAACUUUCUGAAACUUCGCGUCAGUCCGCUGUUGCUGUUCCGCCAGCGCACACUGCCUUCUCUCUUCACACAGACUGUUUCUCUACGAAAUAUUACAUAUAAUAAUGCACGCCAAUGAUACUCUACUGCUUUUCUUCUCUUUAAUUCUCCUUUGCAUUGGACUGAAGGCAAUAUCAGCGCAAUCUGCCAUGUACGAGACAGAUGUGGUCGUUCCGCAGGAGCUGCGGUCAGACGAGGUGCACCUGCUCCAGGGAACCUACAGGUGGAGCAGAGGUCGCAGACGACGUUCGGACCAUCAGCAGGAGGACCACCUGUUUCUACGGCUGCCUGCUUUCGGAAAAGAACUCUACUUGCAGCUCCAUAGAGAUGACUCUUUCCUCGCCGAGGGGUUUUUGAUGGAGGAGAGGAGCGAGGAGGGCAGCGUUCAACAUGAACCUCUUCUAAAGGUUCGGCGGUGUUUCUAUACCGGAGCCGUUCUCAAUCACACUCAAUCUUUCGCCUCAUUGGAUGCUUGUGGUGGACUGACUGGCCUGGUUCAAACUGAAGAGGAAAGACUGUUCAUCACGCCAGUGGGCCAGGCUGCGGAUUCCUUCUCUGGCUGGGAACACAGAGUGAUCCGGGAAAUACAUUCUUCAUCGGAUGGACCUGCUACUGCUGCAGACAGCAGCCCGAAAUAUUGCCAAACCAUCCAAGACAAGAAGAAGGAGAAAAGGGCAAAAGGAGCAGAGGAGGUGCGUGGCAGGAGGAACGCCAUUAGGCUGAGUAGAGAGUACACUGUGGAGACGGUCGUGGUGGCUGACGCAAAUAUGGUGCAGUACCACGGUGCUGAGGCUGCCCAACGUUUCCUGCUCACUGUCAUGAACAUGGUUUAUAACAUGUUUCAACACCAGAGUUUGGGUGUGUGGCUCAACAUCCGGGUCACCAAGCUAGUUCUUCUGCACACCCGUCCAGAAAAGCUGAAGGUAGGCCAUCAUGGCGAAAAAGCCUUGGAGAGCUUCUGUCACUGGCAGCAUGAGGAAUACGGCGCACGAUACUUGGGUAGCAAUCAUGUUCCUGGGAGCAGAGAUGACCCUCCUCCUGUGGACGUGGCUGUGCUGGUCACCAGAACAGAUUUUUGUGUCCACAAAGAUGAGCCUUGUGACACAGUUGGAAUCGCUUAUCUAGGUGGCACCUGUAGCUCCAAGAGGAAGUGUGUGCUGGCGGAGGACAACGGACUCAACCUGGCCUUCACCAUCGCUCAUGAGCUGGGCCACAACAUGGGCAUGAGCCAUGAUGACGAUCACGCCAGCUGCACAGGCCACUCUCACAUCAUGUCUGGGGAAUGGGUCAAAGGUCGGAACCCCAGUGAUCUCUCCUGGUCCACCUGCAGUCGUGACGACCUGGAAAAGUUCCUCAGAUCAAAGGCCAGUGCCUGUUUGCUGCAUACUGACCCACGUAACCGCUACCUCGUCCGUCUUCCAGCCAAACUACCCGGGAUGCACUACAGCGCCGAUGAACAGUGCCAAAUUUUGUUCGGCACCAAUGCAACUUUCUGCACUGAUAUGGAGCACUUGAUAUGUGUGGGUCUCUGGUGUUUGGUGGAGGGAGACACGUCAUGUAAGACCAAACUAGAUCCACCGCUGGACGGCACAGAAUGUGGUGCCGACAAGUGGUGCAGGGCCGGUGAGUGUGUCAGUAAGACACCCAUUCCGCAACAUGUGGAUGGAGACUGGAGUCCUUGGAGCACAUGGAGCAUGUGCAGCCGAACAUGUGGCACAGGAGCGCGCUUCAGACAGAGGAAAUGUGACAACCCCCCGCCCGGUCCAGGAGGGAGGCACUGUCAGAAGGCCAGCGUGGAGCAUAAAGUGUGCGAGGGGCUGCCAUGUUCCAAGGGUCUGCCCACGUUUAGAGAUCAGCAGUGUCAGUCUCAUGACCGGCAGGCCAGUAAGAAGAAAAGCCAGAUGUGGUCAGCUGUGAUCGAUGAUGAAAAACCAUGUGCUCUAUACUGUACACCCAUUGGCAGUGAUGCACCAGUACUAGUGGCAGAGCGUGUGCAGGACGGCACGCCAUGUGGACCGUAUGAGAACGACCUGUGUGUGAGCGGAAAAUGUCAGAAAAUCGGCUGUGACGGCAUCAUUGGUUCAUCUGCGAAAGAAGAUCGGUGUGGCAUCUGCAAUGGUGAUGGCAAAUCCUGCAGGAUCAUCAAAGGAGACUUCAACCACUCCAAAGGGAUGGUCCCUCAUAGCCUUUGUAAGAAGGUUUCUACGUGUGUGAUGUCGAAACCCAGAGCUGUUCUCAAGUGUCUCUCAUGUUACAUUGAGGCAGCUGUCAUUCCGGUGGGAGCUCGACGAAUCAAAGUUGUGGAAGACAAGCCGUCCCAUAGCUUUCUGGCUCUGAAGGACUCCGGCAAGCAAUCCAUAAACAAUGACUGGAAAAUCGAGCUGCCAGGGGAGUUUGAGCUUGCUGGCACCACUGUCCGCUAUGUGAGGAGAGGACUGUGGGAAAAGAUGUCUGCCAAGGGACCCACUAAGACUCCACUCCAUCUUAUGGUUCUGCUGUUCCACGAUCAAACGUACGGGAUCCACUAUGAGUACACGGUUGCCCUGAACCAUUCGCAGGAGAACAGCAGCGAUUCGGUAAAAGAGCCAGAGCACAUGCACCUGUGGACUCACAGCAGCUGGGAGGACUGCAGCGUGCACUGCGGAGGAGGAGAGAGAAGGACUGUGGUGUCGUGCAUGAAAAUCAUUAACAAGACCAUGACUCAAGUAAACGACAGCUACUGUCAGGUGCAGAACAGACCUUCACCUCAAAUCCGCUCGUGCAACAUCCACCCCUGCCAAUACAGGUGGGUUACUGGCGCUUGGACGCAGUGUUCAUUAACCUGCGGUAAAGGAUUGCAGCAGAGGGAAGUUGGCUGCGUGUAUCAGUUGCAAAAUGGCACAUACAUUCCUACCAGAGACCUGUACUGUCUCAGCUCCAAACCAGCUGGCGUACAGCACUGCGAGGGACGCCACUGCCUCACCGUGUGGGAGGCCUCCGAAUGGUCCAAGUGUUCCUCUGAAUGUGGCCGCGGAAGCAGAAAGCGGACAGUGACCUGCACAAAUCCUCAGGGUCUCUGUGAUCCCGUGUCUCGUCCCACAGAGGAGGAGAUGUGUGAGGAUCACUCCAAAUGUUACGAGUGGAAAACCGGUGAAUGGUCUAAGUGUUCAUCAUCCUGUGGGCGGGGCUUGCAAUCCAGAGUGGUCCAAUGCAUGCACAAAGUGACCGGACGGCAUGGCAGCAACUGCCCAGUAGUCCUGAAGCCCCCCACGUACAGGCAGUGUCAUCUGGGGGCAUGUAACGUAAAAGUCAAUGUGAACACAAUCACCUCCCCUAGACUGGCUGCAUUGACGUACAAGUGCACGGGGGAUCAGUGGGCGGUCUACUGCAGGGUGAUCCGUGAUAAGAACCUGUGCCAGGACAUGCGCUGGUACCAACGCUGCUGCCAGACCUGCAGAGACUUUUACACCAACAAAAUGCCCCCCAAGACUUGAAAACAGCACACAGAGGUUUAUUUUUGCCUUUCCCAUUUGUACUGUCAAGAAUAAUAUGUUUUAUAUUUGAAAAUGUUAUUAUGUGAAAUUAAAAGCAGGCUGAAAGCAGUGCACACUAUGCAAACUUUUGAAGGCACUGAGGUUAGUUACCACCAAAGGAUGUACUUGCUGUGUGUUCACCAAGCGUUUGCGUUCUUGCAUUACGUUUGUUUCUUGUUUUUGGACUUGAAGGUUUCUUGUGUUGUCAUGUUUUGCUGUAAUACUCCCUGGAAGUGACUUCUUCAGCAUACUGGCUCAUUUCUUCAGAUUACCAGCUGUGAGAUUGCUUUCUUAAGGCCACUGGUUGGCCAAUAACUGAUGGACUUUUUUUUUUUUUUUUCAGACUCGGAUCAGUUAUCUCUUAUCUUGUUUUUGCUUUUAUUCCUGGGAAUAAUAAUGACUGUUGGCUCUGUAAACAAAACCUAGUGAUCUGCCUUUCUCCUUAUAAAUGGUUGCAAUAGAGUUUAAAAUGAACCUGUCGCUAAUCUAACUAUGCAAUACUGCUAGACAUUAAAAAAACACAAAUGUUCGAUAAAAUAGAAGCUGUUUUUGCUGAUAUAUUUAGGUAUUGAAAGGGUUAUAUAUUUUUAUUCAUUUUUAUCUCUGUUAUUUCAUCCAUCAGCUUCUUUUUUUCUGAGCUUGUUGCAAUUCAUUUACAUGUAUGCAUUUGGUAUGCAUUCACGGUAUCGAACCCCAUGAUCUUGGCUUUGCUAGUGCCAUACUCAUCUGUUUAAGCCAUAUCCUUGCAUUAUGCGUGCAUAUAAUAAUAGAUAAUGCAAUGCAUUAUUGUAGUUCUCAGCAAAAGAAGACAUUUGUACAUUAUAAUGAAUCAUUCUGCCUAUGUAGGCAGCUCACUCGGUUUUGGAAAAGAGCUGAAGUAGCGUGUGUUAUUUAAUUCAUAAAAAGCCAUCUAAAUGCAGUCGAGCAGCCAAGUUGAUAAUAAGUGACCCAUUUGAGUAUUUUUUCUCUUUAGGGUUGAUGUAUUUUUUAUACAACUAGGCGAAUUUGUGUAAAUGUCAUGUAUGUGUCUAAUCAUAUUUUAGGGAUCAUUCACACAGUUCACACUUUUUGGUGUUUAAAAAACAACCAGUGAACGGUCAGUGAAGUGGAAAAAAACAAGCUCUAGAGACGCGUAAACUUGAUGCUUGUUAUUUUCCCUGUCUGAUGGUGCGGCAGUGCCACAGUUGUCGCACUCUUGAGUCUCUAUGCUUGUAUAUCUUAUUCUUUUGUCAUCAAGUAUGAGACAAUAAUUCAAUAAUACAUUGUACAUUUUUGUAAUUAUUGUAGUUUUCAUAUUGUGCAAUAGAGGCAGUAUGCAAACAUGCCCCAUAGACAGAAUCAACAAAAUCACAGUCCAAAUCUCAUAAUUAAAAUCUGGAUACAAUUUAUUGGAGUUUACAAGGUACUUUUACAGUUACAGUUAGGAUGUGGUCAUAAAUGUGACAUUUUAAGUUUGUAUUUCAUAAAAUAACCCCAUGGCCGAGAGAGACACUGCAUAUGUAUGAGAGACUCGAAGCACACUGAGUUGCCUACUGCCUACAUGGGGAGCUGCCUUCUAAGAUAGUAUCCUAACUGAAUGAAACCUCACUAGUGACAACAACUCAUUGAGUUUUAUGCUACUCCGAUAAGGAUGAAAUGCAUAGUAUACGAAAUGCAGGCUAGUUUUUGGAACAGAGCUUAUGUGUGUGUUUGACACCUUGGCUCCGAUCUACCAGGUUGCACAAGGUCACAACAGGUGCUAGACAAAUUUCACUACUGUGAAAUUCAGCAUUUUUUUUUCUUCACGUUUUGUUCUUGUACUUAUGUAUGUAUUUAAAUGAAACGUGUUUUUUUAAUGUUUGUUAGGAUUAUUUAAUACAUAUUGUAUCUACCUGCUUUUGUCAGAACUAUUGGGUGCAACAGCUUCAUGUUCCAGGUAUAGCGGAUAUUGCUUGUGUAUUCCAGUACUGUACGUCAAUAGUUGCACAUGUGAUUGGUACUUAAACUUCCACUUUUGAUGGUGCUAAUUUGAACAUUUCAGACUGUUCAAAAAUAUAUUAUAAUAAUAAUAAUAAAUGUAUAUCCUGUAUUAUG